UCCUUCCGUUUCCCUUUCUUUUCCCUUUUUCACGUUUGCGUGACGGUCGUGUAUAACAGUUUUUUGCAAACCAAUCCCAGCCAUGGUGCGUAUGAACGUAUUGGCCGAUGCCCUCAAGUGCAUAAACAACGCCGAGAAGCGUGGCAAGCGGCAGGUGCUGCUGCGUCCCUGCUCCAAGGUGAUCAUCAAGUUCCUGACCGUGAUGAUGAAGCAUGGCUAUAUCGGCGAAUUCGAGAUCGUCGACGAUCACCGUUCCGGCAAGAUCGUUGUCAACCUAACCGGUCGGCUGAACAAGUGCGGCGUCAUCUCGCCCCGCUUCGAUGUGCCCAUCAACGACAUCGAGAAGUGGACCAACAAUCUGCUGCCCUCCCGUCAGUUUGGCUACGUUGUCCUCACCACCUCUGGCGGCAUCAUGGACCACGAGGAGGCCAGGAGAAAACAUUUGGGAGGCAAGAUUCUCGGCUUCUUCUUCUAGAGACACCAACACGUAGAGAGUCUGUAUGUGCUGCUAAGGAGUUUGAUAUGUAGAUUGACGUUUUAUUUCACCGACCAUGCAUCCAACUAUACACUUUGUGCACAGGAAACUGAGGGCGAAAUCGCUGCUACGUUCAUUCAGAAAACGAACGACGAUGAAUGUUCACAAAGUUACGCGAAAUAAAAUGAUUGAUACAUAAUAAUUUUAAUAA
Messenger RNA from Drosophila sechellia, 686 nucleotides. It is a transcript of the gene RpS15Aa, whose product is annotated as Ribosomal protein S15Aa. Gene Ontology annotation, biological process: translation. Gene Ontology annotation, cellular component: ribosome. Bases 83 to 475 code for a protein of 130 amino acids. The transcript has 3 exons. Gene Ontology annotation, molecular function: structural constituent of ribosome. Lineage: Eukaryota; Metazoa; Arthropoda; Insecta; Diptera; Drosophilidae. The record is from RefSeq and is a predicted model, not a curated record.